Clupea harengus (Atlantic herring) is the source of this 4341-nucleotide messenger RNA. RefSeq names its product RELT like 1 (gene rell1). Gene Ontology annotation, biological process: positive regulation of p38MAPK cascade. Lineage: Eukaryota; Metazoa; Chordata; Actinopteri; Clupeiformes; Clupeidae. Gene Ontology annotation, cellular component: plasma membrane. The record is from RefSeq and is a predicted model, not a curated record.
UCUGUUUUUUUUUUCUUCUAUAUACUUUCUGGCGCACUGCAGUCCAAUCGAAGCUGCCGCCUACUACUGGGAUGAAGGUUAAUGGCAGGGGGGAAAGGCAUUUGACCCAACGUGGCCAUAGAUAAGGCAAUUACUAGUUUAUUUCUCUAGCGUCCAUUCUGCGCCGGUUCAUCUUCAGUUAGGGGCGUGGGCCUGCCGCAACUUUCAUGCCAAGCUGCUGCUUUAAAAGUGGGAUGUCCCCGAUUGCCUCGGUAAGAAUGAGGAAAUACUGAAUAGCAACGGUCCAAGGGAGACCACGUCCAAAGACAUCCGACACACGACUGACCGGCUCCUAAAGUCAACGUCCGACUAAGCAGAGCUCUCCAUGGGGGAUUUAGGAAUCACGAGCGAUGUAACGCCGGUUAACCCGGAUGACAUCAGCACGAACACGGACGUCCCGACCAAAACGAACGGCCCGGAGUACGUGGCAUUCGGCCUGGUGCCUGUGUUCUUCCUGCUGGGCUUGCUGGGCGUGCUCAUCUGCCACGCCCUGAAGAAGAAAGGGUACCGCUGCACAACGGAGGCCGAGGACGCGGAAGCGGAAGCGGCGGCGGAGGCUGACAAAGAGCUUGAGAAGGACGCGGAGAGAGGUCUGAAUGACACCUACAGCGAGGACAACAGUGACACCGUGGGACAGAUCGUCCACUACAUCAUGAAAAAUGAAGCAAACAGAGAUGCCUUGAAAGCCAUGGUCAAUGAUAACAGCAUAGACUCGGACGGUCCACCCACCCCUACCUCUCCCAUGACCCCCACGACGCCGGAGACCCCGGGGUCGCCUGGAUCGCCGGGCUUUCCAGGGGCGCCUGCUGCCGCGGCGACCAAGCACACGUGCAACCACCUGCACACCAUCGGCGGCAUGGGGGGUCAUAAGAACAUCUGCAACCGCUGCAGCCAGAAAAAAUGGCCACUGAUGCGCCGCCUCUCAGCCAGGAAGGUGCUUGACCGGCGCAGCAACCCUGGGGAGGUGACCGUACUCGCCGUGGGCCGGUUCCGAGUGACUAAGUGUGACCCCAAAACGGGCAAGGAGCGCCGCACCCUCCUGAUCACGGAGCCCAACGGAACCGUGUCUGCCGCUCCGGCUGCGGAGACGACCCCUGAAGAGCGCCCCCCCUCCUCUCAGGCACAGGAGGAGACAAAUGCAAUAUGAGAGGAGUGACGUUGGAGGACCAACACAGACAGACAGAGGAGAGGCACAGCGCACAGACAGACAGAGAAGGAGAGACAGAGUGAACCUUUAUAACGCAUUUUAAUCCCUAAGUAAAUCCAAGCUAUGACGAGCCAAUGAGGCAGACACGUCAGCGGGCGGAAAGGCCCCCCAUUGGUGGACAGCUGUGUCAGUAGGGGGGUUUGUCCACCUUCCUCAGCCAUAUUCCAGCCAAUCAGCAGCUGGCCAAUAGAGAUGAAGCUGACAGUGGUGGAGGUGGAGGAGGUAGUGAUAAGAGAUGGAGAAAAGAGAAACCUUUUCUUGUUGCGUUCGAUCAUGAUCAAGCCCCUCAUUCAUCCAAGGCCAAUUAGCAGAGUGGGUCACGGACCAAAGCACAAGGGUGGGAUGACCUUUCGACCCCCACUCAUUCCAUCGCCGUGACAACCCUCCCUUUCGCAAACACAAAAUGUUGUCACAGUCAGCCGUGAUCCACCCUUUAAGAAGAAAACUAUCCGGUCGUCAAGCAAAUGGCCGCGAUUGUUAAUGGUUAAACCAUCCUGGUUCCACUGUCAGACAAGGCGGGAGGGGAGUGAAAGGGAGGUGGCCUAAAGCCUCUUCAGUAGGUCAUGGCAUCCUAAUCCACACCAUGUCACGUCUCAGUGGCGGUGGAGGAGGCAGCUGCAACGGGUUUAACCCCUGGAGCCAUUUUUGUUAUUUCACUGUGACAAGAAAAAAAGUCCUGGAACCAUCAGACUCUUACAGGGUACAAUCUCUAACCAACACUUUGGAGUCUCCAGUGGGGAUUCUAGAGCCCUGACACUGAACACAUUCUAGAACCAAGUACCUGUACAAGACUGAUCUGCUGUGCGAAGUCCAGAACGCUUAACUGCCUAAAAUAAAUGUAACAGAAUAAUAUAAUGUCCUAAUCCAACUGCUACACAAAGCUAGCUAACUGUUUAUCUUGUUAAAGAAUGAUUUUGUCCUGUUUCAUUAAGAUAAAUGUAAGUCCUGCUUAUACACUGACCGCCAGAUUGUAAUCGGGCAUCACACUUGCCACCUAAAUUGACACUGUUGCAUUACCUUAUACUGGAAGUCGAUUGUAGCCAUUCGACAGAUAUCUUCUCUCUGUGAAUAUUUGCUAUUUGCUAAUGCUAAUGUUUAUGUGAGAUGGUCUUGAAAGGGCUACUUCAAGGACUUGGUGGUAAGGCUUUGCUGAACUAUAAAACGUCACUCGUCUUCAUUCUUUUGUUUUCAGGAACAGAUAACACUCUUUCACCCUCUCCUCUUCCCUCACUCCUUUUUUCUGUCGUGUUUGUUUAUCCGUUCAAAUGGAUGCGGUGGUGAAUGUGUUUCUUCUUUCGCGCUCCCUUGUGUGGUUGGUUUGGUUUAGCAUUACGCUGAGUGAGUCCUCCAUGACCUUCACUCAACUACCAUGCCAGCGAGGGUUUUGGAUCUGAUGAUGUGCUGUAAAAGUCAAUAGGUAGAUGUGUGUGCUUGCAUGUGUGUGUUUGUGUAUUAGAGAGAGAGAGAGAGAGAGAGAGAGAGAGUGUGUUUGUUUGUGUAUGAAAAGAAUAGAUGCAAAGGUCAGAUAUUUUAACAGGGUUUUGUUUGUUUUUGUCUUCUGUUCUGUUUGGUUGUUGAGUAUAUUUUCAUAGGGGUAGACACACCAGUUGCUGUUGACCUGGUGUUGGCAUGGCUUUCAUGAAACCAGAGAAAGCAAGUGUCUUUUUUUUAAUUACUUUGCCAUCUGACAAGGUUAGUCUGCCACGCUGCAGACACAUCACCUCCUCAAUGAUGGGACAGCCUACCCCUGUCUGUAACGAAAUUGCCAAACACAGCGCAUUUUUAAAGCCAAAAAAUAUUACCUCAGAAAAACAGUGGCCUUGCUUUAGGGGGUAACCAAGUUGGAAUAUCUGUGAGUGUUUAUGAAUUGCUAUGUGUGCACUUGAGGUUUCACAAAAAAAAAAAAAAAAUGUUUUGUAAUACACCUUUUUGUAUUUAUUUGAUUUCCUUAGUAAAUGGAUUCAUCAGUUUUUACAUUAUUGUUUUUAAAUGGGGCACUGUUAAAAAAUGUUCUGGGUGCUCAUUAUACUUGACCAUGAACUCAAGUGAUGUGUUCAGUUUGUGUUCCUUAUUUCCCCAGUGUAAUGCUGAAAUCGAUAGUUCAUUAUUGUGGGAUGAAGUUAUGAUAGUUCUUUCUAUCCGUCUCUGUCCAAAAUUGGGGCAGACGGAGAAUGCGCUGCUGGAUUUAAGCUUAAUACCUUUUUGUUUCAGAGGUCUACCCAAAAGUUUGAACAUUUAUUGCAGUUUUAUGCCUUAGGAAAUGGUCUCAAAAUCAAACCAAGCUCGGGAUUUCACCAGACUGACAAUAACACGUCAACUUCCAGCAGGGUGUGUGUGUGUUCUGCAGUGGUGUGUGUAGAUGCAGUACAGCAUGACUGAUUGGCCGUUGCAUUUCGUGACAUCUCAAUGAAUGAACGAGAAAAACAGCCUUUUGUCAUCAUGCAUAGAAACUCUACAGGCCUCAUCUCACGAAUGGCACCAAAAAGGUGAAUUGUUUUGCUUCCUUGGUUAUCUUUAUAUAAUGGUGUCUCUGUCUCAAGAGUGUUUGACAUCUGAACAUGUGUUUGAACAGGAGAACAGUCCAACAGCUAUUCUUUUACCUUAAAACAUUUUAAUCCUCAUGGUAUUUUCCCCUGCAUCAUAAACCCCGUUAAAUCAUGGAAGGGAAAAAUCUUUAAAAAGUGCCCUAAAUUGUACAUAAUUUGGUGACGUUUGCUAAUUUGGAUAUAACAUGACACUAUAACUCCAUAGAAACAAUGCCAUAUACAGUGUGGAGGAUCCCUAAGAGGUCAUAUGAGUUAUUCCCUUGCUCAUGUUGUUAUGCAUCAGGGCAUUGCAGUACCUUUUGAAGUCUACGUGUAGUCGACAGAUCCACUGUCUGCUGCGAGACUUGAAAUAUAAAUACUGUGUGAAAUGUAUUUAAUAAAGAAAAAAGUUAUUUAGUUUAAAAAUUGUGAAUAUAAAUGCAAAUAGUAUUUCAUAAUAAAAGCACUAAUAAAUAUAUUGAGUAAUGUGCAAGGGAAGAGUUGUGGAAUCUUGAUUGUGUGAAGAGCCUUUUGUACAAUGCAUUUAUACAUUAAAAGGAUUAAGAUGAA